GUUGAAGAAAGUCUUUAUUUUUUCUUGAAGGUAAAUCGCUUUGGUGUGGUUGUUGGGAGCAUAUUAAUGGUUGUUCAUUCAAUGAAAAGUGUUUGUGAGAAAAAUAUAGCGUAUGUAAAGGUUAUUGUAUGUUUCUCUAAGAUUUUCAUGGCGGAUUUUUUUCCAAUGGAUAACACGUGCAAGGUUCCUCAUCUUUAACUUUGAUACGUAUCAGCAGAGAUUAGUUCAACUUGGAUACCAUGAUAUGCUCGACUAGGUAAAAUAAUUCGUGUACAGUGAUAAAUUCAUUUUUGAAAUAUUCCCAGGGAGUCGCCUGAAAUAAUUUCAUAGUUGCAUAAAAAUUUAUGCGGAUUAAAUAAACAAAUUUGUAACCAGACGUGAGUUCUGUAACAUCUAUAGCGAGGAUGCUGUGAAAAGAAAAAGAGAAAUGAUGGAUGGCUGAGGAGCUAUAUAAGUUUCUUGUGGAAAAGAAAGUUAUGUAAAUAUAUCAAAGAUUGUGAUGUUGGCGCUUUAAGAUACAGAGUUCAACAGACAUAAAGAGAAUAACAUUGGAAUACAUGAACGUUGGUAGAAACGAAAAUGAUGAUUAGAUUAUAGUGUUUUUUUUAAAGAAGUUUCAGAUUAAAAGAAAAGGUUAUUUCAUAUUGCAAUGUAUGGACAUGUUUAUUUCCAGACGAAAGAUGAUCGAAUCAAUGAAAGAGUAGUGUUGAACAAAUGGUGAAAUGUGAAGGAGAAAAUAUAAAUGAGUGUGUGUGUUGAUAAUAUGAAACUGAAAAUCCGCGCAGCUAUACUGAUUUGCGGAGCUCUGUCUUUCUGUGCAAUAUUUCUUACCCUCAACCAACUUCCUACUCUUCAUGACAGAACUCAAAGAUAUCCGGACAUCGAACAUGGAAGGAGAAACUUUGAUGAAACCGAAAAUAUGGCACAUAUCUUCACAUUUAGGAAACGACUUAAUAAAAGUAACUAUACUAGCGAAAACAUUAGUCCUGAAAUGGGUAAACGCCCCCUGGAAAUCAAAACGUUAAUAAAUGAAACCAACGAAGAUAUAAAAGACCAAAGUGACAGUAUUAAUCAGGAAAAUCCAAAUUUUGAACAGCCUAACCAAAGAUUGACAAAGCAGCCUGACUUGGAGACGGCUGAAAAUUUGAAUAUCACAAAUGAGUAUGUUGAUAAAAUGUUGUACACUUUACAGACUUCAAAUGGAUUAAAAUUCAAUUUUGAAAAGACGAAGUAUGUGCCAUACAAAAACUUCCUCAAACUUCAAAGUAAACGGACCCGUAGAAAAGGGAUGGGUUUACCAAUCUACAUCAAUUACAAUGGCGGUCCUGUGUUAGCAAAUUGGGAAAAGUUCCAUAAAGGAAUCCACCAGUUUGGUUUAUACGACGCUGAUGACCCUGCUGUUGAUGGAAUAAUGAAAGAUAUGUCCACGGAACAAAUCAUUGAUAUAGAACUGAAAGAAGGUGGUACCCAAUUAAAGCUCAUGAUAACGUUUAGUGAUGAAGGUCAGGCCUUGUUUAAACCGAUGAGAUAUCCACGUGAUCAAGAAACACUACCUGAUCAUUUUUAUUUUGUUGAUUUUGAGAGACAUAAUGCUGAAAUAGCCGCUUUCCAUCUCGACAGAAUUCUUGCCUUCUACCGUGUCCCUCCAACUGUAGGAAGGGAGGUUAAUCUAACUGGUGAAAUAAAAAUGCUAGCAGAGCCAAAACUAAGAAGAACUUUUUUCAUAUCACCAGCAAACAAUGUGUGUUUUCACGGGACAUGUUCCUAUUAUUGUGAUACGGGCCACGCUGUAUGUGGUCAUCCGGUGAUGCUGGAGGCAUCUCUUGCUACAUUCCUUCCUCCAGAGAGAGUUGCGCCGCGUAAAACGUGGCGGAAUCCUUGGAAACGGUCAUAUAGCAAGCACCGCAAAGCGUAUUGGGAGCUGUAUGAUGACCUCUGUGGGCGUGUCCAAGAAAAGGAACCAUAUAGUAGUGGGCGACGCCUUCUUGAUGUCAUAGACAUGCAUAUCUUUGAUUUUCUGACUGGUAAUAUGGACCGUCAUCAUUAUGAAACUUUCACUGAUUUCGGUAAUGAAACAUUCCUACUUCACUUGGAUAACGGCCGUGGAUUCGGUCAGUCCGGACAUGAUGAGAUGUCCAUUCUUGCACCUGUCUUUCAAUGCUGUAUGAUUCGUUAUUCUACAUUCAUGAAGCUAGUCAAACUCUAUCUGGGACCAGAAAAACUAAGCAUGUUAAUGCGGGAUUCCAUGGCAAAGGAUCGAGUUAGUCCUAUUCUGAAUGACAAACACACCCGUGCUCUGGAUAGAAGAGUGAUUAAGAUAUUGACUGCAGUACAUGACUGCAUUAGUACCAACCCUUACACAGACGUUAUAAUCGAUGAUUUCUUUUGAAGUCUUUAAAGUGCAUCAAUGAUAUUGUCUGGAAUUACCCAGUGAUUCAACAUUGUCUGACAUCAAUCCAACCGCUUGAAUUUCAAUGUUCCUAUUAUAAAGUUUAGCUGUCACUGAGGCAUGAGUAUACGCUGAUGUCAUAUAUGUUGCAUUAUCUGCGGAGACGAGCGGUAUAGUUUUUUAACAAAAAGUGUGUGUUAUAUUUGAAUCAAUACCAGUACAGUAACCGGUUACUGUAUAGUGUGUGUAUCACAUAUAUGAUAUUGUGUAAGUUUGGAGGUUAUUGUGUAAUUUAAAUAAUUUGUAUAAUAUUUUGUUCAUAUCAGUUUUGUUAAACGGCAAACAGGGUAUUUACAUGUUUAUCAUGUACGCACCAUUUAUGGAGACUUUUUUCCUUCAGUUUAAUUUUAUUUUGGAAUUAUUUAUUUAUUAUGUUUAAUAUGAAUCGUUUGAUAAUGUCAUUAUAUAAAAAUAAUUAUUUGUUUGGACACGUCACUAAAAAAAUAGUUAUAUUGAUAUAGCCAUUUAAAUGUUUCUUUAAUUUAUGUUUUAAAUGGUCCUAGUAAAUAAAAUAUACAAAUUGUAUUAGACUGUCACUUACCGGAUGUAAUUAAGUUAAUUAGAAAAAAAUACUAUAUCAGUCCUUUUACUUUGAUUCUUUCUAACAUUUUACUGAUUCUACAUUUUUAUAUAUGGUGUUUUUAUUACAAAACUGGAAUUACAUAUUGUUAAAAGUUUGCGAGUCAAUGACAAUGACAAUACUAGCAGGAUAAUAUAAUUGUAGAUCUUUUAGUUUAAUUAUUUUGUAUUAGACGAAACUAAAGCAAUAUCCAGUUUACCAAUCAUAUUAAAAAAUGAAAAUAUAAGAUUAAUAAAUAAACCUAACAUAAGUUAAACUCACGUUAGAUAUGUGUAAAUUUUGCAAUGUCUGAUUUGUAAAAUAUACAGAAGAUCACACGUAACUACAUAUGAUAAAUUGUUUGAUCUCAGAGAGUGUUAUUUUAAAACCAACUCUGUAAUAACUUGAAAUCCAUAAUUUAUAUAUUAUGUUUUAUUAUGUUGUGCAAAUGAUUAAUAUUGCACAUUAAAAAGAAAACAAUCAGUACUGUACCACUCUU
Messenger RNA from Ruditapes philippinarum (Manila clam), 3507 nucleotides. RefSeq names its product extracellular serine/threonine protein kinase FAM20C-like. The transcript is spliced from 10 exons. The record is from RefSeq and is a predicted model, not a curated record. Bases 743 to 2389 code for a protein of 548 amino acids. Gene Ontology annotation, cellular component: Golgi apparatus. Lineage: Eukaryota; Metazoa; Mollusca; Bivalvia; Venerida; Veneridae. Gene Ontology annotation, molecular function: phosphotransferase activity, alcohol group as acceptor. Gene Ontology annotation, biological process: protein phosphorylation.